Penaeus monodon (black tiger shrimp) is the source of this 904-nucleotide messenger RNA. Its product is annotated as major facilitator superfamily domain-containing protein 6-like. Gene Ontology annotation, molecular function: transmembrane transporter activity. Gene Ontology annotation, cellular component: membrane. Lineage: Eukaryota; Metazoa; Arthropoda; Malacostraca; Decapoda; Penaeidae. The record is from RefSeq and is a predicted model, not a curated record.
GUCAAAACGUCAGCGGGAGCCAUGGCUGAUUAUCUAAGAGCUCACCGUGCCUUCUUCGUGACGUCAGUAAUGGUCCUCGGAGCGUCGCUGACGGGGAUUUACUGGUGCCCCGACAUCACUCCUGACAUCGCGAAUGGCAACGCUGCAAAUAUCACCGGCGGUAUCGCACAUGGCAACACGACGGACAUCGCGACGAAUCUAUUCCCUGACGUCACUAGGAACAUCACUUUCGACAUCACCUCUGACGUCAGCAACGAGUCCGAAGGCUGUGUUGCCAAAGGAAGUGCCUCGGCGUCGCCUGCCUUGCCCGAGGGGGAAAACUGCUCGAGGGACAUUGGCAACGGUGAUUGCAAAAUCAUCUCCAAACUCGGCUACAGCAACUCCCUCUUCGUGUCUCUGUUGGGCUUCGCCGUCCGCUUCUGCCUCUACUCCUUCGUCACAAACCCCUGGUGGUACUUGCCCGUCGAGAUGCUCCACGGCGCCUCCUUCUCGCUCAGUCUCGGGUGCGCCACGAUGUACGCCAACAGCGUGACGCCUCCCGGAGCGGAAGCGACGAUGCAGGCGAUUUUCGGGUCGUCCCUUCACUGUGCUAAUGGUUUGGGUGGAUUGGUGGGCGGCUGGCUCUUCCACGUCAUGAGCGGGUGGACAGCCUUCUUGGCCAUGGGCGUGGGCGUGGGCGGGUAUGCUUUCCUGUACCUGGCCGCGGACCUGUGCGUAACGAGGCUGUUUCCCGAGGGACCAGGGAAUACGAGCGCAGCCGAAGACAGUGUCCCUCACGAGACCCCGAAGGAGGAGGUGUAUCUCCUUGAAGCCGGCGAGGCGAGCCAAGCCAAGAUCCUGCCGGCGACGAACACCCGCGAAGGACAACAGGACCUGUAAUCUCAGGGAAAAGGUAUCCUGCAAG